UGUUGGAUACAAUGGCAACAAUAGCAGGAUAUGAACUCAUGCCUCAACUGCAGUCUCGUCACCCGAAAACAUGUGUUUAGCCACUUGUGCCACUGUGACUUUCACGCUGGAUUUUGCCGUUUGGGCCACUUUGUUGGAUAUAAUGGCAACAAUUUAAUGUUAGCAAUAGUGGGAUUUGAAUCCAUUGCCUCAAUUGCAGUCUCACUACCAGAGAACAUGUGUUUAGCCACUUGUGCCACUGUGACUUUCACGCUAAGCGUUGGCGUUUGGACCAUUUUGUUGGAUAUAAUGGCAACAAUUUAAUAUCAGCAAUAGUUGGAUUUGAACCCAUGCCUCAAUUGCAGUCUCGUCAUCAGAGAACAUGUGUUUAGCUGCUUGUGCCACUGUGACUUUAACACUGAAAGUUGCCGUUUGGGCCACUUUGUUGGAUAUAAUGCCAACAACGUAACAUAUGCAAGAGUUGGAUUUGAACUCAGGUCUCCAUGAUCAAAGCACAAUGUCUUAUCACCCGAGCCACUGAGCCCGUUGAGCCGACAUAAGUUUUGGAACUUUAUUUCACUGUUAACCUGCAUGUGACCUGUGAUUUUUACCGUAAACUAGUUAAAGAUCAUGGAGAGGAGAUUUGAACCCAUGCCUCUAUCGCAGUCUCGUCACUAGAGAACGUGCUUAGCCACUUAUGCCACUGUGACUUUCUCUUGUAACUUUGGCAUUUGUACCAUUUUGUUGGAUAUAAUGCCAACAAAUUAAUGUUAGCAAAAAAGUGUGUCUUGGAUGGGGUUUUAUUGAGAACCUUGUUUCAUAUGAUGACAAAGUUUAGUAGUUGUAAGAUUUGAACCAGAGUUUCCAUAUAUGAAAGUCAAGUGAUCAGCCACAGAGCUUAGAUAAUUUUAUCUUAAGUUCUUUUAGUCCUUUUGAACUAUAGGUUUAUUAUUAUUAUUUAUGCUUUGGCAUUGUCAUCUUAAAGUACAGGUAAAGAACGUGAAUCUAAUUAAAUGUCUAAUAAGCUAAUAAAUCAUACUGGUAUCAGGCCUGUAUUUCAUACAUCCUUGAAGUAGACAGUAAAAUUUAAUGUAGGAUCAUGCAAUUAACAAUAAACAGAAUGAUAAACAGAAUUAUAACCCUAUAAUUAUAAAUAACAUUUAACAUUUCCCAUAAGCACCCACGGCUUGAACAGACAUGCCUAUUUAAAUUUUCGUCAACCACAGCCAAUCACAAUUUAUUUUACCAUAUAAUGCACAAUAUUGACUAUAGGCUUAGGUUAAUUAUAAUAUUGUACAGAUUAAAAAAAAAACAGUCUAGUUAUCAUAACCUUCAGUCCAAACUCACUGAGAAUGGAUAACAUAUUUAAAUUGCACUGAACUAAUUAGCUUAAUUAAUGUCACCUGUCAAAAAAGGUGAACCCACUAAAAUUCUAUAAACAGAGUUACUAUUAUUGUUUAUUAAUGUAAAACUACAAUGAAAAUGGGACCAGCUUUAAACUGUGCAAGAAUAGUUUUUAUUUCUUUUAUUUAUGGCAGUUUUACAGUACAGCAGUUUUUUGUAAGAGCUUAUUCUUUCUUUUUUUUUUUAAACAUACGUUCUUAUUACAAUUUAUUUUUAUGUUAAGACACAUUCCACUUGAUAUGAAAUUAGUGCAGUGUAACAUGUUCAUCACAUCCUCCACCAGAGGGAGACAUUACACCACAGGAGCCCUCUGUAUGUUUUGUGUGGUCACAAUAGAUUGACAAUUAACUGAGCUAAAUUAACACAUUUUAGAAAACAAUAUUUCAACUUUUAAAUCUUCAUUUGCAAAUUCUUAACACAAAACAGAUUAAUCCAAAACAAACAAACAAAGGAAGACAUAUAUGCAGAUUUAAUAAAGUCUACAUAAGCAUGCAGGUGUGAUGUAGCUGUUUUACACAUUUAUAGAUGUAAACAAGGCAUUUUUGUACAUUUAUACAAUUAUAUUAUUCUUUUUUAUAGUGUGUACAUCUACAGCAAGUCAACCAGGCUGAACCAGCGGUACUUAAAACAACAGAACGUGAAGCAGGAGUGACGCUGCUGAAAUAGAUCGGGCUCUCCAGGACAAGACAGAAAGAAAAACAUGCCUCAUUUGUCAAAGCCAGACAAAGCCCCACAGACCUUAAAGUGGGCAAUUCAAAAUUCUGAAGGCUGGACUUCUGCUUUCCAGCCUGUCUUCUCUGAUCUCCAGUCAUCCGAGAGGCUUCUGCCAGCCUGCGAGCUGUCAAAGUAGCCCUGGAAUCAAACGCCACUCCAUGCUCAGCUAUGAUCAAAGGAACACAGGUUCAAGAUGUCCUGUAUGUAAAAUAGAGACUUCCCAUUUGCACGCGGUUCCAUGGACGAAGAAAAAGAGGAAAUAGAUAAAGAUUUAUAUCGGACCAAGUCUUGCUGAUCUUGCCGGCAAACUAAUAGCAAGAGAACAACCGCUGACUUCAUAGAACAUAAAACACGCCUGAAGCAGACAAUCACAGCGUGCAGCCUUAGGAAUCCAGCAAUGUUUCAGUCAUUCUCUGGUGUUCAAGCAGCCCCUGCGACUAAUGUAGCAAACCUGCAGAACCAGUGGGCCCCGGGGCCCUCGUUCUCCUCCUGCUCCUACCCCUACCACACCAACCCGAACCCAGGUCCCUACCACAGCAAACAGCCCUCAACCUGGCCUUGGAACCGAUGGAAGGUUCAAAGUCAUUUGGAAAACUCCAAGUACCACCUCCACCAGACCCAGGCCCAGCAGGUCAAACAAUACCUAACUUUGGGCAGCAAACUUGCUAGUCAGGCCCACCCGGUCGCCCAUCCUCACCCGGGCCAGGCCCUGGGCACGGUGCCUGUCAUGCGCAAUGGACACAUGCCGCCCGUGAGCGACAGCAGCACGCCAGGAAGCCCAGUCACCUUGCUCUCGCUGGCCAACAAUCACGACAGCGAGUUUCCUAUGGAUGAAGUUAUUGAUGAUCUUAUUGGCCUUGAAACCGGUUUCAAAGAUGGGGGUUUGGAUUGUAUGGAGCCAGGUAUCAUAAUGCAAAAUAAUGUGUCACUGAACAACAGCAUGCUGGAGGUGUACGGCGGUGACCAAGGUAUGACUGCCGCUCACGGUGGACUGACACCCUCAUUGCCCACAAAGCUCUCAGUUAAAAUGGAAGUCACAGAACACGACACCAGAGUCAUGGCCAAAGAGAGACAGAAAAAAGACAACCACAAUCUAAUUGAAAGACGACGGCGAUACAACAUCAACUACAGGAUCAAGGAGCUCGGAACGCUGAUACCGAAAUCAAAUGACCCUGAUAUGCGCUGGAACAAAGGGACGAUCCUCAAGGCCUCGGUGGAAUACAUUAAGUGGCUACAGAAAGAGCAGCAGCACGCCCGUGAUCUCGAGAGCCGGCAGAAGAAACUAGAACAGGCCAACAGAAGACUCCAGCUACGAAUCCAGGAAUUGGAAAUCCAGGCUCGUGCUCAUGGUCUGCCCAGUAUGGCUGCAUCUAUGGGAGCGGUUGAACUUUCAUCCCAUCUCCUAAAGCAGCACCAGACCCAAGUCACACCGGCCCCUCCGAGCGCCCAGGUCCCACCGCAGCCAGGCCAACCACCCCUCUACCCUCAGGAGGACAUGAGCAGUUCAGAAUACACCCAGCGGACACCCUUGCCGGCGGCCAUGGUUGCGGGGAACGCCGGAGAACAGACCGACGGCUCCACCACCUUCUCCGAUCCUCUCUCCCACUUUACUGACUUCUUCUGCAGCACCUUGAAAGAAGAGCACCGGCUGGAUGAGAUCCUGAUGGACGACGCUCUCUCGCCCUUCGGGACCGACCCACUCCUCUCCGCCGGAUCGCCCGCAGCGUCCAAAGGGAGCAGCCGCAGAAGCAGCUUUAGCUCAGAGGAAGCAGACGAGCUCUGACCAUCCGGAUGCCGACCUGCAACACCUGUGUAACUGACCUCCCCAUUUCCAUUGGAUUACAAAGACGACGGGGAACUCAUCCCAACAUCUUACGCCAAUGUUGAGUCAGACACAUCAAAAAAGGGAGAUUGACUGAUUGAUCUACUGACAUUGACCUACUGUACAGAUAAAGGACUGUCUAUACAGCAAUAACACUGGUUACAUAUGAUCACUGGAUCACCAAAUGUAUAUUUCUGAAACUUAAUGGCAUUGUUGAGAUGGACCAGUUUAAAGAGAGAAAUCUUUUUGUGCCUUAUCCAAAGCAGGCUAACUUUAUUACCACUGAGACGAGAAGCGAUGCAGAUGUAAUUAUGCUAGGCAAAAAAACCUAACACAUCUUUGUUUCAUACAUAAUGUAUUUUUCCAGAAACAUGCUGUUCAAGUAUUUAUGUUUUAAUCCCUGUAUUCUUAAAAAAAAAAAAAAAAAAAAAAAAAAAACAUUUCUUAUUCUAACAUUUUACUUUUAUAUAUAACUCUAGGGGUGUGGGAAAACACAAUAAACCCCUUUUUGAUAAACUAAA
This is a messenger RNA of Ctenopharyngodon idella (grass carp), 4440 nucleotides long. It is a transcript of the gene tfec, whose product is annotated as transcription factor EC. Gene Ontology annotation, biological process: regulation of transcription by RNA polymerase II. Bases 2495 to 3880 code for a protein of 461 amino acids. NCBI's taxonomy places the organism in Eukaryota, Metazoa, Chordata, Actinopteri, Cypriniformes, Xenocyprididae. Gene Ontology annotation, cellular component: nucleus. Gene Ontology annotation, molecular function: DNA-binding transcription factor activity, RNA polymerase II-specific; protein dimerization activity; RNA polymerase II cis-regulatory region sequence-specific DNA binding. The record is from RefSeq and is a predicted model, not a curated record. The transcript has 11 exons.